AUGACUCGGCACUCUGAAUCGUCCCUGAAGAAAAUGGCACACUGUCGUUGGAUCGUACCCAUUGGCGUCAAUAUUCAUAUUGUUACAUAUGAACAGAAUACAAAAAAUGGAAAGAGUACUUUGAAGGUUGAUGAGAAGGUGUACUACAGCGAUACUCCAAAAUGGAGCGCUUCAGAAAAGUUUUCCAUCGAAAAGACCACUUGCGAAAUUAUUACAAAAAAGACUUCAAAUGAGUUAGUAUACUCACUGAAAGUCGAUAACAAGCCAUUUGAAGAGUUCCGCAACUCCCAAUACAAAGAAUUUGAAAGAUGGGAAGUGUCCUUCAAAGGUGAAGGAAAGUUCAAUAUAGUGCUGGACAAAGGACUCAACGUUUUCAUUGAUGGCAAGAAGGUGAAAACCGAACGAGAUUUCACGGACAGGAACGCCGUCGCCACCUUCGAAUUUGGCACCCACAAAGGACAGCUGACUUCGUAUAGCUCAGGAAAUCAAAUCGAGCAUCGUCUCACGGUAGACGGUGAGACACACCCACGCUUCAUUGAUGGAUUGGAUGGAGUCCACGUCCUGUUCGGGGACACCCGACAUAUUAGUCUCUAA
This is a messenger RNA of Caenorhabditis remanei, 594 nucleotides long. RefSeq lists its product as uncharacterized. Gene Ontology annotation, biological process: positive regulation of neurogenesis; canonical NF-kappaB signal transduction; negative regulation of extrinsic apoptotic signaling pathway via death domain receptors. The transcript has 7 exons. The record is from RefSeq and is a predicted model, not a curated record. Lineage: Eukaryota; Metazoa; Nematoda; Chromadorea; Rhabditida; Rhabditidae. The coding region runs from base 1 to 594 and encodes 197 amino acids.